CCCUCGCUCGGUGAGCGUCCGCACCAGGCCUGAUCGCCACUGCGGCGCAGGGACGCUAGGCUGCAGCCAGCAUGAUGGACGACGACCCCAAGCUGAGGACCGAAGGGAACUCGCUCUUGAAGGCCGUGUGGCUGGGGAGGCUCAGGCUCACCCGGCUGCUCCUGGAAGGGGGUGCUUACGUCAACGAGAGCAACGACAAGGGGGAGACAGCCCUCAUGGUGGCGUGCAUCACCAGACACGUGGACCAGCAAAGCGCCAGCAAGUCUGCGAUGGUCAAGUACCUGCUGGACAACAGGGCGGACCCCAACAUUCAGGACAAGUCGGGCAAGACGGCCCUCAUCCAUGCAUGCAUGAGGAGAGCGGGAGGAGACGUGGUGUCCUUGCUGCUGGAGAACGGGGCGGACCCCAGCCUUGAGGACCGCACUGGGGCAUCCGCUCUGGUCCACGCUAUCAACGCAGAUGACAAGGAUGCACUGAGACACCUCCUGGAUGCUUGCAGAGCCCAGGGCAAGGAGGUGAUCAUUAUAACGAUGGAUAAAUCCUCUUCGGGCACCAAAACCACCAAACAGUAUCUCAAUGCCCCUCCUUCACCCAAAGUGGAAGACAGGCAUUCACCCCCCCUGUGCACGUCUCCCUCAGAUAUAGAACUGAAGACUCCCGGCCUGGGCUGCCUACCCAGAGAGAAGGAGGGUGACUUCUUCAGCCUCCAAGCAGGGCAUCCGGGUGGUGGAAACACCUCCAAGGCCCUUAAUGAGCCAGGGUCACCCACCAGGAAAGGCGGGAACCUCAAAAGGGCCCAUCUGCCCCGACUGAAGAGGCUCCAGUCUGAACCCUGGGGCCUGAUCGCGCCCUCGGCGCUGGCAGCCUCCGUGCGCCAGGACGAGACCCAGGGUGGCGGCACAGACGGCGUCAUCAAGAGCAUCAGUGACGUGUGCUUCCCCAAAAGGGAGCCCCUCUCCAGAACCAACAGUACUGAUGGCCAAGACCCCACCCUCUUCCCCACCGUCUCAGGGCAGGUUCUGAAGAUGCCAGCCUCUGCAGCACCAGGAUCCUGGAAGGCAGCCUAUGAGAAAGGCCCGGCUUCCCACCAGGGUCCGGCCAGAAGGGGGACUCUCCCUGGGGACCAAGAGAAGGGUGGCAUCAGUCCGUCGGGCCCUUCUGCUCUCUCUGCUCCGGCAUCUCUCAAGCAGCUGGAAAGUGACCUCUACAAUUUAGACUUACAGCCAGGGGCUGACCAGCUGAACUCCACUUCCCUUGAAUCAGGCAGAGGACUCUCGGAUAGAAAGAGGCUCAACGGCUCCCACGUGUCUCUCUCCCACAGCUCCCGGGAGGCCCUGGACGCCGUGCCCAGCUCGUCUCCCAGCUUUGUGCGCCGCCGGCCCCUGCAUCUUCUAGAAAGACGAGCUUCUGGGACUCUGCUGCUGGACCGGCUUCCCCACACCCGGCCUGGCUUCCUUCCACCUUUAAGUGUGAACGUGAGCCCGCCUCUCCUGGAUAUUAGAUCUGGCAGCAAAUCGUCUCCUCUGGCCAGUGGCUUAAAAUCCAUGGUUCCUGCGGCUCCAAGUUCACCAAAGAGAGUGGGCCUGAGAGGUAAGACACUCCUCAGAAGGCACUCCAUGCAAGUCGAACAGAUGAAGCAGCUGUCCAGCUUUGAAGAAAUCAUGACCUAGAGGCUUUUAGAGCCAUUUGUGUAUUUAUUUUUUAGACCUACGUAGUGUAUGACAGGUACCAGAUGUAGACAGCACAGCCCUGCAGGCUCCCUGCAUCCCGAUAGCCCCUUCGUGCUGCUGUGUGGCUGCGUCAGAGGGUGAGGCACCAGGGUGCUGCUUCCCUUCUGAAAUACUUUCUGGGCUUUUAUUGGCCAGACUUGAGAAGAGCUUUGGAUAAUUGGAUUCUGGGGGUGAAAUUACCAAAAAAAAAAAAAAAAAAUCUCCAAAGGAAGAAACACAGCCAGUGCAAUGAUCUAAGUGUUUUCCUAUCAGACAAACAAGAAUUUAAAUCACAAGAUGGCAUUGAAGUGUGCGAUUUGUAAUCAAUCUAUAAAGUGCCUACAAAGAAUACUAGGCUCUAACAUUUGUUAGAAUGUGCAGAAGCUCAAACCCAAGCCCUAAACCAUGUCCGGGUAUCUGAGCUGCAACUGAAGGAACAGGAGCAGAACUGCCCCAUCGGACGGGGUCUGGCACGGGGUCCCUGCCUCUCACCGUGCGGUGGGACUCUGCCCAGCAUGGCACGCUCAAGAUCUUCCCAAACUCCAGACACACUCUGGGUCACAUACUAAUUUGGACGUGCUAUGAGUCCCCAAAUACCACAUCUACGUGCCCCCUAAAUUCUGAUAUGUCACAGUAAUUGGUGCCUUAGAGAUGAAUCUUGCUCCCAAGUGAAACUUACCUCCGAUUCCUGCUCUGACCCAGACUCUCUGUUGAAAUCUUGGAAACAGUGGUCAAUGUUUGCUAAACUCCUUCAUUUGGAGUGAAUGUGACAGUGUACAGAAUACAUCUGUAAGAAGUGUUUCCUGAUUAUUCUUAAGACAACUUGAUGAGACGUCCUGAAACCGGAAUGAAGAUGAGGAUGGGAUUUGCACAGGAUAAAAGGCGAAGCAGACGGUUCCUAUUUGAUUUUGUGGCCUGAAAACUUUAAGAGAAGCAAACCGUCCUUCCCCUCCACUUACCUAGGUAAUUCAAGACAAAUUCAGGACAAAGCCUGAGGUAGCUACGAGAUGGGAGAUUUAUAGAAAACACUUGUAAAACCCAAGAAGGGAAGCAGACACUUGGUAUAAUGCAGCACAUUUUAGAUGAAGAUAUUCCUGGUUAUUUUUCCAUUUAUUUUUCCUUCAUGCUGCUUACAUAAAUUUGCUCUAAAACUAAAAAAAUUGGUAGUCCUUGGGGACAGCAUCAUAUAGAGGAAAGAGGAAAGACUCUGAGAUUUGGGUCUGCACCUCAGCUUCACCUUUACCAGCUCCGCGACCUUGAGGAAAUGGCUUAAGGGCUGCGAGUCCCCCACCGCUCUGUGAGUGGGGUUAAUGCCCCACACUGCCAGGGUGUGGAGGGAAUUGAAUGAGACACCACACCGAAGUGUCUCCUGAGGUUCCCUGCCCAGGUGGAAGGAACUGGAGAAGAGGUAGCUAAUUUUAAUUUACUUCUUCAGACCUCUGAAGCCUCAACAUCCCAAAUAAUACAUAAUAUCCCCCACAAAAGGAAAGUGCAUCUCCUUGAGAUCCUCAGUGAUUCCAUAAAUACUGAGCUCUAAGCUCAUUUCUAAAGUAAAAUAAAUUCUGCCUCACAAGCUUCUACAUAUUAGAGCAUUUCUAUAAUGACACUUGCGGGAACUUUAUGUGAACGUCCCGCACAAAAAUGCUACUAAUGGUUAUUAAUAAACCAAGUAUUGUUUUUUCUUAAUUUCUUUAGGGCUGGCAUGUACUCGGCCUCGGCGCUAGUGACCUGUGGGGCCGUCCUGGGUCCUGCAGGAUGUUUAGUGGCAGCCCUUGCCUCUCUUCUCCCAUUAGACACCAGUAGCUCCUUCCCAACCCCCACUCUAUUGUGACAACCAAAGUGUCUCAGACAUGGCCAGACAUGGCCUGGGGGAACACUCAGCUCAAGGAGAGUGUACCUGGUAGAGAUGUGUCAUAGGUAACAAGGCUGCACGGCGUAUGGGGCUGCCUGGGGUAUGGCCUACCAACUUGAAGACCAUUUAAAUUGUGCUUUAGUAAAUGACCAAUUGAUACUAACAUGGGCACAGGGUUGGAAAACACAUAGACAUGAGUACUAAUGCCCUCUUGUGCUUGGACGAAGGGAAAAAAAUGAGAAGAAAAGCUCAAAAAAAUGAGAAUCCAGGGCUCACGAAUCUAGUUUCAUGUGGACAAUUCAUAUGCCUGUCUGGACAUUCAGUCAUUAACAGUCCUUACCAAGGGGACACAGUACAGGUAAAGAAACAAUUCUCCAAGCAUUAGGGAGUCAUACGGGCAAUCGUUCUCAGCAGCUCAUUAAAAACAGGAGUUUGUGCGCGCGCGCGCACACACACACACACACACACGCUGUGCAUUAAGUACUUCCCAACUGUCAUGGUGCCAGUUAAAACUAACCUCUGCUAGUAGUAUCUAACUAUGGGGACAGCAAGGCACUGGUAGGAGCAUUUUUCUAGCCUCUAGCUAAGAUUUGAAAGCCUAGUAGUGAAUGUGGCACAUUCACAGCAGUUAGCUUGGGUGAAACACUGCACAGGAUGAAGUGUCCAUCUGGGGUAGCCUAAUGGUGGCCUGACAAUUGCAUACCGGCGGGAAUUCCGGUGCCGCCCCCUGCCUGCAUCAGUGAGUCGUGACCGCCCCACAGCUCUCCCCUAGACAGUCAUCAGAUGGUCCCUUGUCUCGUCACUGUUUGACGAUGUGUUAGCUGAAUUAGACUGUUCCAAACUAGGAUAACCACCACGUACUUUAUCAUGGUUAGUGCAUAUAUAGGCAAUUUUGUUCACGUUAACAAACUUUACACAAACACUUUUGAACAGCGGAUUUUAGAUUCAAACAUGCUUUCUAGAUCAGAGAUUAGCUUUUCUUUCUUGGAAUCCUAGCAUCACUAUGGACGUUAGCUGCAAGCUGUAGCUUCAAUAACCCGUCCACUUAAGACUCUCCGGAAUGUUUAUCAAAAUACAUUCUCCCGGCCACAGAACUCACCUUCUAGCUGCCCGACAGUGCCGAUGUGAGUCUGGAGUCUAAUGUCUGGAACUUUGGUUUAAUUUCUAGACACUCCAAUGCCUCUGUGGUUUGUUUAAGCCCACAGUCGGUUCUCCUAGAAUCUCAUCAAGUGGAACCUGUGAAAUGCAGGCUGUGUCUGACCUCCCCCCUCCCCGUGUGCCAGUGCUUCAGAUGUAAGGUACGAUGCUUGAACUGGUUCUCUAGUGUUAAAUUAUAGUCUCAACCUGACGACGUGCUCAGAGAUGUAUCAAAAUCCAUGUAAUGCAACUCUUUAGAUUAUGUCUAACAUGUCAAUAAAAUAUAUAUUGCAAUCCUUCAGUAAUAGUUUCCAUUUUUCUCAGUGAAAGCUUAAUUAUAAAUGUUACCUUUCCAUAAGAUGGGACACGCUGCCUAGUAAUAUCAACUUUAGAAAACACCCAAUAUUUUGUGUACACGUAAUUUUUUAAAUUAAUUUUUAGUUCCAUGACUAUUCUCCUGGUUUAAAAAAAAAAGGCAAAAACGAGAAGGUGCAAGCAAGGGGACAUGCUAGCCGCAGAACCGUUCGGGCGUCCGCCGCCCGCGCCCGUGGGGACCGGGCGCUUGGGCCCGCGGGGCAGGGCGCCCGCCGGGGAGCGCAGGUCAGCGGCCCCGCCGUCACUGCGGGUCGGGCGCGGCAGUCUUACGGCAGCAGAAUCUGCUCGGGGCCGACGCCCUGCGCUCCGUGCCGAGCGCCCAAGGCGGACUAUGUGGACCCGGCCGAGCCCGGGACCCUGUCCCCGCGGUCCCGACGGCAGGACGGUGCC
Manis pentadactyla (Chinese pangolin) is the source of this 5463-nucleotide messenger RNA. RefSeq names its product ankyrin repeat domain 34C (gene ANKRD34C). Gene Ontology annotation, molecular function: protein binding. Bases 72 to 1670 code for a protein of 532 amino acids. The record is from RefSeq and is a predicted model, not a curated record. The transcript is spliced from 2 exons. Lineage: Eukaryota; Metazoa; Chordata; Mammalia; Pholidota; Manidae.